GCCAUGCCCCCGUUCAAGGGCGUGUCCCGCUUGGAACACACCUGUCUGCACCAAUUGGCCCAAGUGUGUAGCACAACGUGCACCCGUUUAGAGGAAUGGCAUCACGAGAAACGCCCGGAUGUGUCUGAACUGAGUGGGCAAUUCUCGGCGUCGAUCCGCUUGUUGCCCACGGCCUUGCUCGAGCGCAUCAUCCCCAUGGUGCUACGAGCCAUGGCCGUGGCCUUGCGACGACGACGGGCCCAUCGAGGCCUGCUCAAGGCCCUGGAAUGUUUGCCCCAAAAGGGCCUCCGGAAGUUGGAUAUCGGUGCCUUGUUUGCCGAUGUGCGGCUCUUCGGACCCGUCAAUACCCAAUGCAAGUUGCUUUUGACGCACGCCUUCCAGGCCUUGCCGCAUUUGACGCAUCUCAAUCUGGUGGGCAAAUGUACGGAUGACAUGUUGCGGGAGAUUGCCCGUCAUUGCCCGCAAUUGCUCGAGUUGAACGUGCCCGUGUCGGAUAUCACGGACCGAGGUUUGAUGGCUUUGUGCGGGGAGUCUUUGGGUUCGGAGGGAACGCCCAUGAACGGUUGCCGACAAUUGCGGAAAUUGGGUAUUUUGAAUUGCGAUCGUGUCACGACCAUGGGCGUGGCCGGGGUGCUCCGCUAUUUAAAUGAUUUGACCUCGUUGGUGUAUGACAAGAUGGCCAAUGCUGUGGAGUUGUUGGCCAAGGUCGAUUUGGAUUACAUCAACGGCUCCAAGUCCUUGGCCAUCACGCACGUGGAUCAAUUUUCCACAUUUUUCGAUUUUGACAAACGCCCGGAUACGAUUUCCAUCAUACUCCGGGCGUGUCCGCAUUUGGAGGCCUUGAAGUUCUACGUGUCGGAUGCGGGAUGCUAUCAAUUGACGGCUAUUCCCAAUAUCAAGCAUCUUCAAAUUGAAACGGAGAACCUCCAGAGUGGUUUCUCCGCUCUCAUUGCUCAGUAUUCUCAACUCUUGACCUUGGAAUUGACCUUCCGCCAGAUGAAUGUGCACCAUAUGUUGCAAAUUGCGGAGACUUGUUCCCAAUUGACGGUGCUCAAAUUGAUUGGGUUCCAAGUGGAACGCAGCGAGGUUUUGGUGGCCAAGAAAACAUAUUUCCGGCAAUUACGUGUGCUCGAUCUCAGGAUGGUGAAACAAGACGACUUGUUCGAAGAAGAGGAAGAGGACGAUGAGGACACGGUCACUCCGGCUUUGAUUCAAUUCUUUUUGAACUUCACGCUCAAUUUGGAGGAGUUGACCUUGAGCGCCGUGGCCAGCUUUUUCAAUAAGGCCUUCCUCAUGGAUAUUUUGUCUAAAAACCAUUUACCACAGAUGUGGAAACUGGUCAUAUCUGUGAGUCAAACGGAACAGUUGGACCUAGAAACGGCGAGAGCGGUGAUCUAUCAAUUGCCAAAAUUGAAAGUCAUGGGCUUGUCGCGGUGGAAUGUCCAGUCUAAUGAAAUUGAAAAGUUAUCCCGAGAAAUGAAAUCUCUCAAUUAUGAUCUCAGUUUUGUGUAACACGAAAUAGUGCCAUCAUUGAAAUUUCCAUUCAAUACAUGUGUGCCCAUUCGAUUAAGGAAAAAAAAAAUCAGUAUUUUUGUGCUAUUUGAUACGUUAUUGAACAUUGUCUUAAUGCUCAUUCCAGA
Messenger RNA from Tigriopus californicus, 1640 nucleotides. RefSeq lists its product as uncharacterized. Lineage: Eukaryota; Metazoa; Arthropoda; Copepoda; Harpacticoida; Harpacticidae. Gene Ontology annotation, biological process: SCF-dependent proteasomal ubiquitin-dependent protein catabolic process. The record is from RefSeq and is a predicted model, not a curated record. Gene Ontology annotation, cellular component: SCF ubiquitin ligase complex.